This is a messenger RNA of Oikopleura dioica, 1383 nucleotides long. The record is from the annotation of a GenBank genome assembly. Lineage: Eukaryota; Metazoa; Chordata; Appendicularia; Copelata; Oikopleuridae.
AUGAACUGUUCUUUUUCAGAUACGAGUCCUGCCAACGAACAAACGAGCGAAGCUCUUGUUUCUCCUGAAUCCGAAACAAUCCCUCCUCCUCAAGAGCAACCGCUAGAUUUACCGACAGAAUCGACAAGCCCUGAUAAUAAUCCACCAGUUCAGCAAGAAAAUCCUCUAGACAUCGACCUCGAUUACGACAAGUUGGUUCUUACGAGGGGGCAAGAUUUUGACUUGGACUACACUUUACUAGUGCCAGUUAUGCGAGCAAAUGAGCGGCAGCAGCUAGAUCUGAAGGGCUGUGAGCCUGGAGAAAGCAUAGUUCCGAUAGAUAUGAUGAAUGAUCCGGAUAAUCACAGAUUAUGGCAAGAUUCGCUCAUCACCGAACCUUCUGGCCAACAAAGACUUUCUUCCCUACGAGUGUGGAACUGGUUUCUAAAAUGUCUCGAAAUAAUUUGCCAAGAAGCGAGAAUAGAAGAAAAGAAGGGAAAACCCAAGAUCUUGUUGGCAGUUCCAGCUGGUUGUCCAAAACGAGCUUUCACUCUGAUUCUGAUGGCCGGAGGAACUAGAAUUUUAUACGAUCUUGUUCCUUGCAUAUCUUUUCGAGGUUGGCCACAGGUAGCAGCUCCGUGGCUUCAAGAAACAGGAAAAUUUUGGCAGCGAGCUGGUUUGAGACAUUCAGACGCAGCUGGAGCUUUCCACUUGCUCCCUGGUCGAGGGAGGAAUUCAACGGAUUGGCGCUUUUGUUUUGCUCGUUCUGAGGUUCAACUAAAGAAAUUAGUUCCACAGCCAUUUAUGAAAGUCUUUUACUGCUGGAGAACUGUUCUGGCUCGAGCAUUAUCGAGGCAGAAGACGAUUCUCAGACCUUAUGCUCUUCGUGCAAUAUUUUUCUGGGCAUGUGACCGAGUUCAGAAUCAAUAUCUUUCCCGAGAAGACGAAAUACCCUCGUUUUUCUGUGGACUGAUAGACGAUGUGCUCAAAUGCCUCCUCACCCGCUCCUGUCCUUCAUAUUUUCUUCCACAUGUAAAUCUCCUUGACAAAACUGACGAUGCUACUAUUCUUUCACUUGCCCAAAUUAUUCUUAUGGUACGAUCAGAUCCAGUUGAACAGAUACGAAACGCGCUAGAACAAGUUUCUGCUGCUAGAGGCCUCACUCAGGUUCACAAUGAACAGUCUUACGGCAAAAAGCGUGUCGUUUCGGGAAUCGACUCCACCGGUCAAGCGCUCUACUCUCAUGUCCGAGUCAACGACCCCCAAGUUGAGGAGUCCCAAGAAUCCCUUGCUGAAAGGGUCAAGAAAAUGGUUCAACAAAAUAAAGGAUCUUCAAUUUCUGUCUUCAUCAAUCCCAACGACGUCACUCGCGCUCAUUUCCGCGUCGAUGAAAAGUUUACCUAG